AUGGAGUUGUUUCGUUGCGUUUUUAUAGUAAGUGUGUAGCAGAUUUUUUUCUCCUUCGUUUGACAUUUUUCAAGUUAGGUAAACUUUGAAAAUGCUUAAAGUAAUCGGUUUCGGAUGCAUCAAAUUUUCUGGGUUGGUUUUACCUUGGUUUCUUUGUAGCUGCUUUAUUAUUGCUUACGAAGGGUAAUUGCUUUUAGAGGAUAAUUUUAGUGCUAGCGCUGCUAUUGAUGAUGGGUAAUUCGGAACAGAUACUUUUGAAAAACUCUUAACAGAUAAAAUAUACGUUUUAAUGUUCUUUCUGUAUUCGCAGUUUCUUGUGGCGUUCUCGUCUGCUGUGAAGGUCCAAUCCAGAAAGGUUAGUUUAAGUUACGCCGGUCCCUGCCAAUUUAAGAGCGACAACUAUUUGCGGGCAGACUACUCUGCGACCAAGAGCUCGCUUAAUAGUUCCCAAUGCGAGGCCAGAGCCGAUGGUUCAAGUAAGGGUGAGUCAAAAGUGAAAACUAUUUUGAAAUAAAUCUAAUUAGUCUCGGUUAAGCGAAGGAGCAAAGCAAUCAAGAGAUUAACGUGAGUAUAACUGAGUAUAUGUAUUCCAGUACAAAAGCGAUAACACUGUGAAUAUGGAAAUUUAUCAUUUAUUUCAAAUGUCAAUUUUUUAAAAAAAGUUGUUUAAUAUUACCUGCAAAUAGCUACCGAGCUAAUCGAGGCUGGUGACUAGAAAAAGUAAACGGAAGGAGUUUUGUUCGUAAAAAUCACGCCAUGACAAGUUGCUAUAAGUAAUAAAGUUACACUGUGGGCAUUCAUUAGUUAAUUUUGAUCUUAUUAGGUUUAAAAAUACUUUUUUAGGAUAAAAUUAAAACAAGGUAAAAUAAAUAGAGAAUAAUACAUGGUCGCGCGGAGAUAUGGAAUUUAUCUUCGAGUGUUCACAUCGAUAUCGAACGAGUGAGCGCAGAGAACGAGUGAGAUAUCGAAUGUGAACACGAGAAGAUAAAUUCCAUAUCUCCAAGCGUCCAUGUAUUAUUCUGUUUAUUAUAUAAACAAGAAUCAGCCAUUCCAUAAACCAAAGCCAUGCCAUAUAGUCGAGAACCCGAUAAAUGUAAUUCAUUGUUUAAAAUACUCCAGUGUAAACUCGGAGCUCUACAAAGUACAGUAAAAAAUAAAUACAAAUAUUAAAAAUGUCCAGUAUCUUGUUCAAAAUAUAAAAGACAAGAUAAUGGUUAAAAUGUUCUCAAACUAUCAAAUAUCAAUAAUUUCACAUGUAAAAAUAUCGUAUUUUUACGUGUGUUCAGAUACCACAUUUCUCGGUGGUAGAAAUCCUUGUAAAACACGGCAGUUUAUAUAAUAAAAUAGUUUAAAAGAAAUGGCGAGAAGAAAGCUUGCAAGGUUUAAAUGUAUCUCUUAUGAUUGAUAAUUACGGUAAUUUAAAUUGAUUUACGUGUUGAAGAAUGGUGGAUCGAUGGGUCAAGAUAUGCGUGUUUGGUCUUUAGAUCUUAAUGAGGGACUCAUGUACUUGAGUUUUGAAAUUAUUAGUGAUGUUAAAGUUGUUUUAGAUGUUUUGGUAAGACAUUUUACGCUUUAGCCGUGUAGUAUAUGUUUUGAAUUGGCAUAUCGAAUUAGAGGUUGAUAUAGCAUAAUGGAAACUUAAAGGCCGAUUGCUUUUUACAAACCUAAGGAUAGUAUAAUCACUUUUUGUAGAUAAAAAAUGUAUCAGCCAUAAUACAAUCGUGCUGGUAGCCGGAUAUGUUGAGUAAAUUAUAACGUAGGCUUGUGGCAGAUCAGACGCAAAGGAAAUAUAAAACGUCUGUACUCAAGCCAAAAUGGGCGUGGAGUUGGCAGGGAAACACAGCGGCAAAUGAGAUUGCCAUGGCGCUUUCCGGUUGCCGAUCUGCCAUCGGUCAAUUCGGUGCUAAGAUUUGCGCGCCAAUUCGUCGCUCUCCCCAUGCUGUCACGAUCUCAGUCAUGCGCAGAAGAAAAAUAGAGAAGGAACUUGUUUGAUCAAGUCUCCGUCCACACGGAUCUUGAUAGUUUUGAAAACUGAAAACUUUUUUUCCUUCGUUUAAGGCAUUCCAGCACCAAAAAUGCAGGUUUUCGAAAAACGGUCCUCAGAGUGGAGUUUUUUCUUGCAAACGUUGGCUUGUUAGAGACCUUAGUGAGUUUACGCAAUAGGACGGCAGGAAGAAGAGGCUGCAAAAUGCUCGUGUGUGACAAACGUGACAGGCUAUUACUUGCGUGUUUUGUCGUAAUCUUCACUUAGCAAUUUAUGUUUUCGGGUCUUUUACAAAAAGAUCAGUUUAAAGGAAAGUGAAGUUUGGCGAAAAGCUAUUUCAAAACAAAAUUAUUGUCACGCUUCAGUGCCACACAAGGUUUGCCGUCUUCUUACCUCUCCCGUCCUGCUGUGUAAGUUCACUCUUAAGAUACGAGGACGGCGACGGCAGGUAAAACGUCGGUUUAAAAGUGAACUCGCGAUUUUUCAAUCUUCAUCGAGUUUAUUCCAUUUCGCUUGCAAGCUUUGUCGAAUGUACGUGACAUCUCUUGGAGUUGAAUUCCUAAGAGCCUUAUCCAAGUUAAGAAAGAGAAAGAAAAUUUCGUCGUUGCUUGUUUUAGGUGCAUGAUGUUACACGAGACGAUUCGCAACGACGAUUUUCACGAUUGUUAGCGCAACACAGGGUUCAAAUGUUGGAACAACGCUGCAGCCUUUCGAAACGACGUCGCAACAAUGUUUUAACGCUGUACGUGUUGCGCUAAAAAUCGUCCCACGUAAAAUCACUUUUACGUCCUCUAUAAAACAUGAAAUAAGGCUUUUUUCAAGUGGUAGUCUUAGAAGAACGGCAAAGAAUUGUACAAAAAGGUGUGAUACACGUGCAAUAUUGUUGUUUUGCUUUUCAAACCUAUUGCUCUUAUGACGUUCUCCAUGUCGCCAUCUCAUCUUAAGGUCCCCAUUGCUUUUGUGACAUGUUGCUAUCAUACACCAUCCAGCAUAAAAGAACGAGCAGAUUGCCUUUUGUCAUAUAGUAUAUCCUCUGUAAAGGACGUUAUCGUGUUUCCAUCGUUUCAUAUUUUUGCUCUUGUGGACGGGCAAAAGAGGACUCGAAUACUCUACGUGUGGACGCGUUUUUAAAAAAGGGGGGAAUCUCUGGUUAGGUGUGGAAGAGGGCUAAAUAUAUAUUAUGUAUAAAUUUGUAUGGUUUAUUUUACGUAUUUUAACAACAGAUUAAUAACAUAUCCAAAAAUAUAUAUGUUUAAUUUUUUUAUUGCUAACAGUUUGCGAUCACUACCGUUUAGGAUUGUUUUUUUUUUUUGCCUCUUUCUUUAGUUACUGCGUACAUUGUUGUAAUUAAUUACCAACCGUAAAGCUUUAUCACCGUCACAUUAAUUUAAACAUUUCUUUUGCAGGAAAUGCCGAAUCAAGAUUUCAGCUUUUAGAAAUAAAGGAAACCAAAAAUAAAUGUAUUCAGUUUACCCAUCUGGAUACUGGUGCAAAGUAUGCGCUCAAGGUGGUGAAUCAAAGUAGAGUAGUGUUUGAGGUGUGUUGACAUCACAAUCGUAUGCAGCGUACUAGAGUACAGUUAAAUCUUCAUCCAGGGAAUACCCGAAAAAGUUUUAUACGGGGAGGCUCCACUUCCUAGCCCAACCCCUUUCACAUACCAUUUUUGAGGGAAAAGAUACCCCUUUCGUAUCAUGGUACCCCUUUCACAUACCUGUAGUUUAGAACUUUGCUUCCCUUUUAACUGCUGUAAAUGCACCCUCUUUAAAGUAUAUGAAACAAUCACAAAACCAGAACGUUUUCUCGACUUUUCUCACAGCCACAAAAAGCAUCUUGUAGCCCUUUCAGGCCUUUUUACCGUUUGUAACUACAGAUUUACCUAGCCUUUCAUUUAUCUAAAGCCUGAAAAAGCUAUCACUUUUUUGGGGGAAUUUGGGCCAUUAUAGGGAGUACUCUCCCGGAACCUCCAAUAAGCGGCCACCCUCGGGGUACCGGCAGUUGGCCGCUUAAUGUGGAUUGUUCACUCAAUAAAGGUUUGUCAUAAAUUAUAAUAACCUUUAGCAGAAACAUACUUUAUUUUGAAACAAACACGGGACGGGAGCGGCAUUAUUGGUCUAAAAUCAUUCGUCACAUUUUAUGUCGGACUGUAUUUUACUUCAUUAUAUUUUCAAAAUGAAGCCAAACUAAGAUUGGCUGGCCGCUUAUGGAAGUCAGUAAUGGGAGGGUGGUUGAUAAACUAGUGGCCUCUUAAUGGGAGUUAACUGUACUUAAUGUAGAGAUGAUACUUAACAUUUUUGAAGGUACUUAAUAUAAAAGUAAUUCCGCGUUCUAUAACAUGUGAUAACUACCGAGAAGGAAUAACAUAGAAUCUAGGCAGAAAUAUGGAACAAUGACCAAGAAUAUAACUUUAAAUAAGGGGAAAAUGGUAAGCCCACAGUACGAAACCCCGGGGUACUCAACAAAGUUUUAUACGGUUGGCUCCGCCCCUUCAUCUACACUAUACACAUAUUCAUAUAUACCAUUUUUAAACGAAAAGGUAUGAAUGAAUGAAUGAAUGAAUGAAUGAUUUAUUUAAUUUCGAAGACGUGGGAAGUGUUUAUACAAUCUUCCGAGCCAGAAGCUCAUGUUAAAAACGCUCGACAAACUAAAAAAUACAAAACAGGGUAAAAAGUGAAUUAUGUAUAUACAAAUAUUAAGAAAAACCUAAAAACAUCGUAAUUUUGGGAAAAUUUUUUUAAGAAACUAUUUUCUGGAAAAAAAAAAACACUAAAAAAAACCUAAGAACAAGCAUUAUUAAAAAUAGUUUAAAACGGACUAAAAAUCAUUAUAAACUGAUUAAAAUAUUAAAAAAUAUAAUUAUACCAGUAUAAUUAUAUAUGUAUAUAAACUAGCCCAAGAGUAUGUAAAAUGUAAAAAUAGAUAAAGUUAUAUACGGUUCAUACAUUGGCACCCUGUGAAAUUGACAUUAUUAAGGCGAGCACGAAAUUGCGCUAAAGUGCUCGAGGAUUCGGUUACAGUUGGUAAUUGAUUCCAUAUGUGGGCAAUCAUGUGUAAAUAAGAGUUGUGCAUGACAAGGCUGUUAUAUGGAGGCUGCACAACAUUUAAUCCACUGUCUCGUAGAUUGUAUUUAGUUAGCCGAGGUGUAAAAAAUUUGGAAAUAUAAUUAGGGCCAUCUAGUUUAAAACAUUUAAAAAAUAAGAUAAGCGAUUGCGGGGUACGUCUUUGCUCAAGCUUGUCCAUAUGAGCCAUUGCUAGGCAAAAGUCAUAGGUAGCCGAAUUACCUAAAUUCAGUAUUGUCUUGAUCGCAUAAUGAUUGGUACGUUCGAUGUUAUUUUUCAAGACUUUAGAUAUGCUCAGAGGUAGUGGGCAACAGUAUUCUAAAUGCGGUAACACGUAGGCUUUAUAAAGGGAAAUGAUAACGUCCGAAGGAACUAAGCGCUUAAUCCUCCGUAGUGCGGCUAUCUUAGCAUACGUUUUUGUCAGCAUGAUUGCCACGUGGGCCUUGAAAGACAAAUCUCGAUCCAAUGUAACGCCAAGAAUAUUGAGAGUUGGGUCAAUUUCGAUGGACUUAUCACCAAUAAAAAGAUUAUAUGGGUACUGAGAUUUCCCCAGUGUCAUUGCCUGAGUUUUGGUAGCGUUUACUUGCAGGUAAUUCGCACUGAACCAAAGGGUUAAUCUCUCUAUAUCUUGAUUCAGUGUAGAUUCUAGUGUGCAGGGGCUCUCAUGGGCUAUAUAUUGCGUUGUGUCAUCAGCAUACAGACGUAGGGAGGAACAUCCAGCUGAGUAAUUGACAUCAUUCACAAAGAUAUUGAAAAAAAGCGGACCUGGAAGACUCUCUUGCGGUACUCAACAGCGAAGAGGCAGCCAGUCUGACACCUUCCCGUUACAUUUUACUCGUUGAAAGCGGCCUGAUAGAUAUGACUGAAUCAGUUUCAUAGCUGAAUCUUGAACGCCGUAAGCUUUCAGUUUUGCUAGUAAUAAAUUAUGACAAAUCGAGUCAAAUGCUUUGGGUAGGUCAAUAGCGAUCACCGCCACAUCCUUUUUAUUGUCAAGAGCCUGGCGCCAAUCAUCAGUUAACUUUAAUAAAGCGGAACAACAAGAAUGCCCACGCAGGAACCCUGACAUAUUAUCCGAAAAGACUGGUGUGAAUAUGCUGUAUAAUUGAUCAAAUUGUAGUUUCUCAAACACCUUGGGUAUAACUGAUAAGACACUAAUAGGGCGAUAAUUCGUCUUAGAUGUUUCGUCGUCUUUCUUAUGAACAGGGGUGACGUUAAGUUUCCAUUGACAUGGCCACUCGCCUACAUCAAUACAAUAAUUAAAAAGUUUAGUCAUAGGUCCAGCUAAAUUACUGGAGGGCAAUUUUAAGCAGCUUGGGUGGUAUUCCGUAGCCAAAACAGGCUUCCGAACUUUUAGAUUAGAGAAAUUUCAAAUCGGGCCAUACUAACUGGAUGAGAAUUUUUAAUUUUGGGUGCCUUCGUCUUAAUAUUGACAACACUAGCGUGGAUAAAAGUUCAUCCACGGAAAAGGUGGGGCGGACUCAUUAAUUGUUGGAGACGUAAAAUAUGAAUAAAAUACAAAACCAGAACGUAUUCUCGACUUCUCACGGCCAUAAAAUUCAUCUAGUAGCCCUUGGGUCUUUUUACCGACCAAAUAACACAUUUCCCUGUCCUUUCAUAUACUUCAAUAAGUGAAAUCCUAGAGCUGAUCCUACUCUAUCAUAUACCUGAACCUGAAAAAAAAAUUAAUAAAAAUACCUGAAGCCUGGAAAAGGCCCAAGCCUUUCGGGCGGAGCCUCCCCGGAAAAGAUGACAUUUCCAUUUCGAUUUGUUUGAACACUUUAUAUAUUCCUGUUUACAUAAUCAAUUUUGUUUACAGAGGUAUCAAGGAUGUAGUGUCACCACACCCGAGGAGUUCCUGUUUGUACAAGAGCUUAGAGAAGAGGGCGACUAUAGAUAUUUUCGGUACAAACCGGUCGACAACCCAUCCAUGUGCCUUGGCAAAGAUAUCAACUGUAAUUCCCCUGAGAAACUAUUUCUUGUCGAGAGUGGAAGCAGUGCUGCAGACAAAGUUCAAAGGCGUUGCCUAUUUAAACGACAUUUUCAUUAA
Porites lobata is the source of this 7087-nucleotide messenger RNA. The record is from the annotation of a GenBank genome assembly. NCBI's taxonomy places the organism in Eukaryota, Metazoa, Cnidaria, Anthozoa, Scleractinia, Poritidae.